CGUGCGCGCGGCCUUUCCGCGUCCCGAGCGGCGCGCCGGAGGUGUGGGCCGCUCGUCCCGCGUUGCGCGUUGGCGGCCAACGGGCCUGGAAGAUGGUCGGUCGCAACAGCGCCAUCGCCGCGGGCGUGUGCGGAGCCCUGUUCAUCGGCUACUGCAUCUACUUCGACCGCAAGCGCCGGAGUGACCCCGAUUUCAAGAACAGGCUGCGAGAACGAAGAAAGAAACAAAAGCUUGCCAAGGAGAGAGCUGGGCUUUCCAAGUUGCCUGACCUUAAAGAUGCUGAAGCUGUUCAGAAAUUCUUUCUUGAAGAAAUACAGCUUGGUGAAGAGUUACUAGCACAAGGGGAAUAUGAGAAGGGUGUGGACCAUCUGACAAAUGCAAUUGCUGUGUGUGGGCAGCCACAGCAGUUACUGCAAGUGUUGCAGCAAACUCUUCCACCACCAGUGUUCCAGAUGCUCCUGACUAAGCUUCCAACAAUUAGUCAGAGAAUUGUCAGUGCUCAGAGCUUGGCUGAAGAUGAUGUGGAAUGAGAAACAAAUGUCAACUUACUAUUAAUCUCAAUUAAAAAAAUUUAAAAUUUUAACUUGGAAGAUGAACGGCUCUGGGGAAUAACGGCAAAUAAGCUUGUUGUGGACUGUCAUACACUGAAAUCUACCAAAGUUAAUUGUUACUUUGUGUAGAUCCAUUUGUCUGUUUUAUUUAUUUUUCCCAGUGAAAAGUGUAUUUUGAUAGAGAGCUUUUCUUUUUAUAAAUACACUAUGAGUUACUGAAAAA
This is a messenger RNA of Suncus etruscus (white-toothed pygmy shrew), 774 nucleotides long. RefSeq names its product translocase of outer mitochondrial membrane 20 (gene TOMM20). Gene Ontology annotation, cellular component: mitochondrial outer membrane; mitochondrial outer membrane translocase complex. Lineage: Eukaryota; Metazoa; Chordata; Mammalia; Eulipotyphla; Soricidae. The record is from RefSeq and is a predicted model, not a curated record. The coding region runs from base 93 to 530 and encodes 145 amino acids. Gene Ontology annotation, molecular function: transmembrane protein transporter activity. Gene Ontology annotation, biological process: protein import into mitochondrial matrix; tRNA import into mitochondrion; protein targeting. The transcript has 5 exons.